Prunus armeniaca (apricot) is the source of this 1536-nucleotide messenger RNA. Lineage: Eukaryota; Viridiplantae; Streptophyta; Magnoliopsida; Rosales; Rosaceae. The record is from the annotation of a GenBank genome assembly.
AUGUUGCAAAGAAGUAGGACUCUUCCAAGCAGAAUCCACCAUGGAGCUGUGGAAGAGAGGCAUGACAUCAGGCACUACUUGCAAGUGGAAGUCCAACCCAAAGUCACUGAGUCUGAAGCCAUAAACCCUCAGUCCAGCUAUUCCAAAUGCUUUGAUGAUGAUGGUCGCCUGAAGAGAACAGGAACUUUUUGGACUUCAGCGUCACAUAUUAUCACAGCAGUUAUAGGAUCUGGUGUCCUUUCCUUAGCAUGGGCAAUAGCUCAGCUUGGUUGGGUUGCAGGACCAUCUGUCCUGCUGCUUUUUGCCCUUGUCAAUCUCUACACUUCCAAUCUCCUAGCAAUGUGCUACCGGUCCGGUGACCCUGUCACAGGACAGAGAAAUUAUACCUACAUGGAUGCUAUCAAGGCCAACUUAGGAGGAAGAAAGGUCAUGUUGUGUGGGUUGGUCCAGUACUUUAAUCUAUUUGGUGUAGCAAUUGGCUACACCAUUGCCUCAUCUGUCAGCAUGAUGGCAAUAAAGAGAUCAAACUGUUACCAUAAAAGUGGAGGGAAAGAUCCAUGCCACAUGUCAAGCAAUGGGUACAUGAUAACAUUUGGAAUCAUAGAGGUGAUAUUUUCUCAGAUCCCAGAUUUUAAUCAAGUAUGGUGGCUCUCAAUAGUAGCUGCCAUUAUGUCCUUCACAUACUCCUCUGUUGGCCUUGGACUUGGCAUUGGCAAAGUUGUAGGAAAUGGGGGAUUUAAAGGAAGCCUAUUGGGUAUCAGCAUAGGGACAGUGACCCAUGCAGGAACAGUUACUCCUACACAAAAGAUGUGGAGGAGCAUGCAAGCUCUUGGAGCUAUUGCCUUUGCUUACUCUUAUUCUUUGGUUCUCAUUGAAAUUCAGGAUACAAUAAGAUCUCCUCCUGCAGAACAUAAGACCAUGAAGAAGGCAACUGUAUUCAGCAUAGCUCUGACCACAGUGUUCUAUCUACUCUGUGGUUGCUUUGGGUAUGCAGCCUUUGGUGACCUGUCCCCAGGCAACCUCUUGACUGGCUUUGGAUUCUACAACCCUUACUGGCUACUAGAUAUUGCCAAUGUUGCUAUUGUUGUCCACCUUGUUGGUGCAUUUCAGGUCUACUGCCAGCCAUUAUUUGCAUUUGUGGAGAAAUGGAGCGCACAGAGGUGGCCAAAGAGUGACUUUGUAACAGCAGAAUAUGACAUACCAAUCCCCUUCUAUGGCGUCUACCAACUCAACCUGUUUCGCUUAGUAUGGAGGACAAUAUUUGUCAUGAUAACAACCCUCAUAUCCAUGCUGCUGCCUUUCUUCAAUGAUGUGGUUGGAAUUCUUGGAGCCUUUGGGUUCUGGCCAUUGACAGUUUACUUCCCAGUUGAGAUGUACAUUGCUCAACAGAAGAUUGGGAAAUGGAGCAGCAGAUGGGUUGGGCUUAAGAUGCUUAGCAUCAGUUGUCUCCUUGUCACCAUAGCUGCUGCAGUCGGUUCUGUGGCUGGUGUGGUUCUGGAUCUCAAGACUUAUAAACCUUUUAAAACUAGCUAUUGA